AUGGCACAAGCAACUUACGAUUCUUACAAUUCUGAUGACAACUCAAAAAUCGGGGGAAACUGCAAGCAUGUCAUGGACGAGCUAUUCUCUCGAGUUGGCCUUCACAAAGGUCGAGCCAAGAAGAAGUACAUAGUAACAAAGUACAUCUUCGCCUCCGCAUGUUCUUGGCUAUUCGAAAAGGACACAAACUGGAUGGGUUAUGUCGCGGUCUCCACAAAUGAAGCAGCCAACUCAUCCGACCAUGAAAGAAGGGACAUCGUCGUUUCAUGGAGAGGAUCGCACAAUGUCUUGGAAUGGAUGGACGAUUUAGAGUUUUGGCUCAAACUCGCACAUUUAAUAUUUGGCAAGAAUAUUGAGGAUGAUGAAAAAUUCGAGGUUCAUUCAGGGUUUUUAAUCUAUAUAUACCUUGUGUGUAAUAACAAAUCAAACUUUUGUAAGAGUGCAAGGGAACAAGUUCUCGACAAGAUUAUAAGACUGAUGAACAAGUACGAGGACGAAGAAAUCAAUGUGGCCGUUACUGGACAUAGUCUAGGAGCAACAUUAACAACAUUAAGUGCAGUCGAUAUUGCCCAAAACAUCUUCAACCGACCAAACACACUCGUAACUGCCUUUGCUUUCGCAAGUCCAUGUGUCGGAGAUUCAGCCUUCUUAGUCACCGCCGCCGCCCUCCCCAAUCUUCGAAUCCUACGAAUUGAUAAUCGCCACGACCUUGUCCCCAAUUUAACUCCUUGUUUCGUGGGGUUCACAUAG
Molecule: messenger RNA, 750 nt
Organism: Impatiens glandulifera
Lineage: Eukaryota; Viridiplantae; Streptophyta; Magnoliopsida; Ericales; Balsaminaceae
Product: phospholipase A1-IIgamma-like
Exons: 1
Coding region: 1-750 (249 amino acids)
Biological process (GO): lipid metabolic process
Molecular function (GO): glycerophospholipid phospholipase A1 activity
Source: RefSeq, a predicted model, not a curated record